AUGGCUGAUGAAAAAGUUCUUCUUGAAGGUUACCUGAACUGCCAUGUUUGUUCAGAGACUUUCAGAGAUCCUGUGUCUCUGAGCUGCAACCACAGCUUCUGUUCAAGCUGCCUGCAGAAAUUCUGGAAACAAGCUGAAAACAAAAACUGUCCCAUUUGUAAAAGAAAAUCCUCAAAAGACAAUAUUUGGGUGAACUUUUCACUGAAGGAACUGGCUGACUCUUUUGCUGGGAGACAGAAAACUGGUUCACCUGAGACAGAAAAAGGAGAGAAGAAGGUGGAGGUGGUGUGUAGUAAACAUGGAGAAGAGACUAAACUGUUCUGUGAGGAUGAAGAGAGAGUUGUGUGUCCUGUCUGUGAGCUUUCUCUCCACCAGAGUCACAAGGUGGUUCCUGUAGAACAAGCAGUCAGUGACCUGAAGGACCAGCUGAGAUCUGACUUAGAGUCUCUGCAGGACAAGAGGGACAAACACAAACAAGUGGAGACAACAUACAAUGAAAUGAUUCAACACUCCAAGAAGCAGCUGUUGUCCACAGAGAGGCAGAUCAGAGCAGAGUUCAACAAGCUCCACCAGUUCCUGAAAGAGGAAGAGGAGUCCAGACUGGCAGCUCUGAGGGAGGAAGAGGAGCAGAAGGGGAAGACCAUCAGCAGAGAGAUGAAGAUGAUUCAGGAGCAGAUCUCCUCUCUGUCAGACAGUAUCUCUGCUGUUGAAGAAGACCUGCAGAAACACAAGGUGUCAUUCCUCAGCAGUUAUAAAGCCACUCAGACCAGAGCCAGAGUCCAGUGCUCACUGUCAGAUCCACAGCUGGUCUCAGGAGCGCUGAUAGAUGUGGCCAAACACCUGGGCAACCUGUCCUUCAGAGUCUGGGAGAAGAUGAAGGACAAGGUCCACUUCAGUCCUGUCAUUCUGGACCCAAACACUGGAAACCCCUGUCUCUAUCUGUCUGAUGAUCUGACCAGUGUGAGAAAUGGAGACACAAACCAGCAGCUUCCUGACAAUCCAGAGAGAAACACUAAUUAUGCCAAUGUUCUGGGCUCUGAGGGCUUCAGCUCAGGGAAACACAGCUGGGAGGUGGAGGUGGGAGACCAUCCUCACUGGGAUGUAGGUUUGGCUAAAGAGUCAGUUGACAGGAAGGGAGAGCGAUCUGCCUCACCAGAAUAUGGAGAGUGGAGUUUAUCACUUAAAAAUGGAAAAUACACUGAUGUUGUUGGUGAGACUGUCAGAGUGAAGAAGAGUCUCCAGAGGAUCAGAGUCCAGCUGGACUAUGACAGGGGGGAGGUGUCCUUCUACGACCCUGAAGACAUGACUCACAUCUACACUCACAGAGACACUUUCACUGAGAAACUCUUCCCAUAUUUCAGUAUUGGAAAGGCUGGUGAUGCUAAAACUGCUGAUAUCAAAAUCUGUCCAACUGAUAUUUCUCUGUGAUGUUCAGGGAGGGUGGUGAGGUCUCAGUGAUUUAUCAGGAUUAUUAUAAUGGGGGUGUUUUUUUGUUUGUUAGUUACAGACAUUUCCAGUUAGUUCUUCAAUUUGAUAGUACAUGAAGAAAAGAUAGAGAUCCAGGUUAAAGAAACAUAAGAUUUGAGCAAAUAACAUGAUGUGUUUAUGAUGUAAAUAUGCUGCAAGAACUGGGACAAGGAGAUUUUAAUGGGAUCUUUUUUUUUCAUGUUAAUCUACAGAUUUGUUUUUAAUUUCAAAGAUAAACAACAACCUUAAGUUUGCUUUUUUUAAUUAAUUUAAAUAGUAUUUAAUUUUAGCAUCUUACCUUGUUUAUUUCUUACAUUUUAGAAUUAUUUUUCAUGUUUCAAUUUUCAAAUCCUUUUCUUAAGUAAAUCAUUUUCUUUUCUGUAUGAAAUCAUUCAGAUUUAUAAAUAGUUCAUUUUAAUGAAAUAACAUCAUUUGACUGUUCAGAAUGAACCCAACAGUGAAUGUUUAUGUAAUAAUGAACCUGUUAUUCACCAUAUGUGACUGUUGACAUAUUUUAUAUUAUAUAAGUUUUAUCCAUAUGAACAACAUUCAGUCU
Anoplopoma fimbria (sablefish) is the source of this 2023-nucleotide messenger RNA. RefSeq names its product nuclear factor 7, brain-like. The coding region runs from base 1 to 1428 and encodes 475 amino acids. The transcript has a single exon. NCBI's taxonomy places the organism in Eukaryota, Metazoa, Chordata, Actinopteri, Perciformes, Anoplopomatidae. The record is from RefSeq and is a predicted model, not a curated record. Gene Ontology annotation, molecular function: protein binding; zinc ion binding.